UUUAACGACCCAUCCCUACCUUUUUAAUGCUCCUCAAGUCCGCCACCGCCCUCCUUACUUUGGCCACAGCUGUGCUGGGCCAUAUGGAGAUCACCUACCCCUGCCCACGCUACUCGCCGCGCUGUGCCACCCGCCCCACUCUGCCGCCAGGUCAAUCAUUCGACUACAACCUGAACGUACCCGCUGGUUCCAACGGCAAUAUUAAUUCACCUAUCUGCCACCACGACACGCCUUGGCCGCAGGCUAAUGAGGUCUGGACUGCCGGCGAGACUGUUUCCGUGAAAUUCAAUGCCGGUGGUGCCACCCAUUCGGGUGGUCACUGCGAGUUCUCUGUCUCCUACGACGGCGGUCAGACCUUCGUCGUCCUGUACCAGCGCUUGCGCUACUGCUUCUUCACCAGUGCACCAUCUCAGGGCGGUACGGACUCGGUGCGUACCUACACCUUCAAUCUGCCUGCCACUCUGCCAGGUGCUCCCCGUGUCACUUUCCUGUGGUCAUGGGUCAACGCCGUCGGCAACCGCGAGUUCUACAGCAACUGCGCGGAUGUGGCUAUCAAGGGCGCUGCUGGAUCCUACACUGGCAAGAAAGUCACGAUUGCAAACUACGGCGCUGGAUAUCCGGUCAUUCCAGAAUUCCUUGGCAACUACGAAACUGGCAUUUCCUACUACAUGGGCGGCACCCAGGUCACAGUCAGUGGGCCAGGCUUCGACGGAUAAUCGUGUCAUGUUUGCGGAGUUUAACUUGUUUUACCGUCCUGCUCCCAUUUGUAUUUGCGAAUAAACAUGAGGCAUGCUGGCCGUCCUUCUUUCACAUCGCCUACCAUACUAUAUAGUUAUCAGUACAAAAAUAUGCGGACGUGUGUUUUGUGGGCUGGCAUGCAGAUAUAUGCA
This is a messenger RNA of Linderina pennispora, 890 nucleotides long. RefSeq lists its product as uncharacterized. The transcript has a single exon. The record is from RefSeq and is a predicted model, not a curated record. Lineage: Eukaryota; Fungi; Kickxellomycota; Kickxellomycetes; Kickxellales; Kickxellaceae. Bases 27 to 716 code for a protein of 229 amino acids.